This is a messenger RNA of Oryza sativa Japonica Group (Japanese rice), 1612 nucleotides long. RefSeq lists its product as uncharacterized. Gene Ontology annotation, biological process: negative regulation of translation. NCBI's taxonomy places the organism in Eukaryota, Viridiplantae, Streptophyta, Magnoliopsida, Poales, Poaceae. The record is from RefSeq and is a predicted model, not a curated record. Gene Ontology annotation, molecular function: rRNA N-glycosylase activity.
ACACACAAGACACGGGCGAUGUAUACAGGUAUUGCAAUCUGGCGAGAAGCUUGAGUUGCCUCCAAGAGCUAACGAAAGGAACAAAGUUGAUACUGUUUUAUGCAAGAUGCUGAACGAUAAGGCUGUCUCUAAUGAAAAAAGCCAAGUUAUUAUAGAAGAAUUUGAAAAGUUGAAAGCUGAAGAACCUACUGCUGUUGCUGACUGGACAAAUACUGAAAUAUCUUUCUUCCGUGAGAGUUUGACUAUUGACCUUCCUGCUGCUACAGAUGCUCCGAACUUAUUUAAUGAAAAUGUCCCACCGAGUGUCUUAUGCAAUAUCAGCAAAGAUCAGAAUUCAUUAGAAAAUUAUGUUGCUUCAAUAGCGCAUGUGCGCUCGUGGGAAUAUAGUGGCAGCACAGUGAAGAAGGAAUUCGGAUCAUCUUUGAGAAGGAUAUACUGUACCAGAUCCGAUGGGACCUUCAUAUUUUACUUUAGAUAUAGGAAUUAUCAAGUUGGCCUUAUCAUUGAUGGCCAAAGAUUUUGGGUGGAGGGUGCAAUCACAUGCACAUUUGAUGGUGAGGAUGUAGUAACAGUGCAGAUCUUGCAGUUUGCAAGAGCCAAGGAUGAGCCAGAUUACAUUUUGAGUGAUAGAAAACAUGACCUUCCAUUUACAGGAAGUUAUCUGAAUGCUCGACUCAUUACGGACAUUAAAAUGAGCAUAUGGGAACUUAGAAGAUCUACAAGAUCAAUUGCGUUAUACAAGCCUGACCAAUCAAAUGCCACUAAACUUGCUGCCAACUUCCAAGUAUUGAUUCUGUAUGCUGUUGAAGCUGCUCGUUUUGAUCCGGUUUUCUGGUUUGGCCAGGCUUCAUUGCGAUCCUAUGUUCCAAGAAGAACACUGAAAAUGGGCUCAUGGAUUCUAUCUCUUGUAAACAAGAACAAAAGGUUGUCCGGCCAUGCUCUGAUUGCCAUCAAAAUGAAGAAGGCCUUCAAAAUUGUCAGAGGGUCAUUCCCUCGAAAUCUGUAUCAGCUCUGUUCGUCUUUGAGAAUAUUGCACAGAGAAGUUGUGAAGGAAACAAGAUUUGUUUUGUGGAAUGCUCCAAAGGAGAGAGAACAGGGUGUAAUCUACCAGAACUAUAGCCCAAUGCACAGGGGUGACCAAGUUUAUCAGAGUGAAGUUUGGCUCACUGAGCUUUGGAAUGGAAAUAUGUGGGUUAACUUGUCACAGUUUGGAUGUGCACCUGACGAUGCUAUGAGGCAAGACCCUUGGAAGAACCAGAAUGACAACGUAUAUGAAGGAAUUGAUUAGAGGAACAAAUCGCGGACGGAGCUCCCUUCAACACCAAAGGAUGCGAACACUGUUAAGAUAGUCGACAGAAAUCCAUACUCUUCUAUUUUUAGUUGCAUGCUGGACGACAUUGCAGACCGAUUUUUGUAGCCACUCUUGUAUAGAUAACGGCUAACCCAUACUGUAAUCACGGCUCGUACUUGUCUCACGCUUGGUCUUUUGUUCUGGUAAUCUGGUAUGGAUACAGAGCGGGAAAAAUCUCUUAUCUAAGCUUUUCUUAUGUGUAGAUUGAAUUUGAACCAUGGUAGAUGCUUAUCAAGUUGUCAAAUGCACACUAAUUUUAGA